CUCCUUGCCGUUAGUCAGAGCCACGCGUCGCCCAGCACAGGUCACACCCCUUCACCGUCGAGCACAGAUGCGUUCCGAUGGCGGCCAACACACACUUAUCCCUCCAGUCCCUGCGAGCCGCCAGCCAGGCCAAGGAUCUGGCUGACAAGAGGGCUGAGGUUCGCCGAAAAUCCUUACUGAUUUUGGUCCAUCACUAUCUACAUCAGGAAGGGUUCGGCGACGCGGCGAAACUCUUGGCCCAGGAGUCGCGGCUCAACACGGAACAGUUUAGCGUUUGCGACAAGACGGACCUGUCGGGGAUACUGCAGGAUUACGAGGACUGGUACGUCAACAAGUUCCAGAAGUACCCGCGGUUGGCCCGACGCGUGGUGGUCCCCAGGCCGCCCCCGAAGCCCCACCGAUGUGACCUGCAUGGCCACGGUGACGAAAACAGCCAGGGCAGCGAUACGCCAACGGGAAAAAAGAGUCCCUUCUUCAGGCGGAGGUCCCUGCCACGGAGCGGGGGUUCGGGGGGCAGCAUCGGCCGGGCAGCCAGCGACCCCAGCCUGAGCGAGGACUUGGUGGAGGUCAGGGGUCACGGGCGCUCCAGGAACUCCGUCAGGAACAGAACCAUUGAUAACAAGAAGAGGGAGGAACUGAACAGGGGGCCGCCGGUGAUGGGUGGGCGCCGCACCUCCAGCAGCGGGCCCGCCAGGAGUCCGGGUGACGAAAAGAAGGAUCCCUCUAAGUCCUCCUCAGACACAGACAGCGAGCGUGGCGGCGCGGCGGUGGCGGUGGGAACGCUUCGGCCAGUGCGGACAGACAGGAUGCCUCGGCAAGUCAUCAACCUCAAACAGAUGAUCAGUGACUACACUCGCCUUGAGGAUAACAUCGGAGACAUUGGCAAGGGUCCGCCUGGCGCCCUGACCUCUCAAGCUGACCUCCAGGGCGGCGAGGAGGAAGAGGGCAGCGAUCUCUGGGACGACAAGAGCGUCAAGCCGCCCAUCGCGCUACCUCACUUCUCGGGGGAGUUCAAGGACCUCGCCAAUAUUAUACAGAGGGAAAUCCUUGUCGAAAACCCCCAGGUGAGAUGGAACGAGAUUCUGGGCCUGGAGGACGCCAAGCGGCUGGUGAAGGAGGCUGUUGUGUACCCGCUCAAGUACCCGCAGCUCUUCAUCGGCAGGUUCAAGCCAUGGAGAGGUAUCCUGCUCUACGGACCCCCCGGCACAGGUACAGGCCAAUCAGUACGCACCUUCCCAGCCACCGGUUCCAAUUAUACGCAGAUCCAGCUACUAUUUAGGAAGGCCAAUCAGUACGCACCUUCCCAGCCACCGGUUCCAAUUAGUACGCAGAUCCUGUUACUAUUUAGCUUACGGACCCCCCGGCACAGAUUCCACGCGCCUUCUACCAUCUUUGGGAUGAAGACGCAACUGCUUGUCGAAAUGGACGGUCUGACCCAGGCUAACCACCAUGUCUUCCUGCUGGCCGCGUCCAACAUUCCCUGGCAGCUGGACCCCGCUAUGCUCCGUCGCCUGGAGAAACGUAUCUUGGUACCAUUGCCGGGGAAGGAGGCGCGGGAGGCAAUGUUCCGGCACCACCUCCCGGAGUGCAUCACGGACCUUCAGGACGUAGGCCACACGAUCACAACGCAUCUGGAGUAUGAGCGGCUGGCAAAGAUGUCGGAGGGCUACAGCGGGUCGGAUCUUCAGGUGGCGUGCCGGGAAGCCUCCAUGGGCUGUUUAAGAAAGGUGUUCAACGUGCUGGAAGACCAUUCAGUUGAGGACUCGGAGCUGCCGGAGCUUAAGCUGGACGCUAUCAAGAUGCCGGACGUGGAGGCGGCGUUGCAGAAGACCAAACCGACACAGAGCGACUCGCAGCUGUACCUGGAGUGGCACGCUAAGUACGGCUCGGCGUGAGGCGCGCGGAGGGCUGCCGAGGGACCUGACAACCAGCGCCCGCCUAGGAGGCGGGAAGAAACACAGCAGCAAAGACCAAGAAAUAAGAAAGUCCUCCUCCUCCUCCUCCUCCUCCUCCACGGGCGAGAGGCGGGUGUCUGGAGUACAAAGUUGAGGACGACGAAGGUUGGGGCCAAAGGAGAGCUUAUGGAGCUGUUGCGACCCGCUGCUGAAGAGGAGAGGCCCCGUAUGUGUGUGUGUGUGUGUGUGUGUGUGUGUGUGUGUGUGUGAGUGUGUGUGUGU
This is a messenger RNA of Eriocheir sinensis (Chinese mitten crab), 2177 nucleotides long. Its product is annotated as katanin p60 ATPase-containing subunit A-like 2. Gene Ontology annotation, molecular function: protein binding; ATP hydrolysis activity; ATP binding. NCBI's taxonomy places the organism in Eukaryota, Metazoa, Arthropoda, Malacostraca, Decapoda, Varunidae. The coding region runs from base 78 to 1895 and encodes 605 amino acids. The record is from RefSeq and is a predicted model, not a curated record. The transcript has 16 exons.